This is a messenger RNA of Xiphophorus couchianus (Monterrey platyfish), 3314 nucleotides long. RefSeq names its product coiled-coil domain containing 85B (gene ccdc85b). Lineage: Eukaryota; Metazoa; Chordata; Actinopteri; Cyprinodontiformes; Poeciliidae. The transcript is spliced from 2 exons. The coding region runs from base 578 to 1180 and encodes 200 amino acids. Gene Ontology annotation, biological process: negative regulation of DNA-templated transcription. Gene Ontology annotation, cellular component: nucleus. The record is from RefSeq and is a predicted model, not a curated record.
UGUGUAUUUCCGGUAGCGCUGCAGCUUCACGCGCAGCUCAGCAGGCUCGUUAAACUGGUGGAGGUGGACAUUGUUGUGGUAGCAGCUCAUCUCCGGAGGAUGAAGCGCCCGUAAUGAGCAGAAGACACCGCCGCUCCGUCAACGGAAAUCUGCCUCCAUUCAACCGAAGCAGAGCGGAGCCUGACGACGCGAUGCCGCCGACCUGAAAACCCACAACAUCUGCGAGGUUUUGCAUCCGUGGGUAGCGGGGUACGAUCUCGGCGGACCCAUCGGAGAUAAGCGCCUCCACGGGGCGGAUAUUUUCUCGAGAAAACGGACUGUUGAGCUCCGAGAGGCCUUUGGAAAACACAGCCCGCUGCUGAGGAGAUGAUGAUGAUGAUGGACUGACAUUAAUCGGAGCUUGCGGUGCAUCCUCACACACGACCUCAUUAAGGCCUGGAAGAAAGCAGCCUAAAUUAAGAAAUCACAUGACACAAGAAGAGGAUGAUGUGAAAACUCUCAGUUGAGCAUCAAAUACAGCAACAUUUGUGGGGGUUUAAAUAAUUUCUCAGGGACUCUGUAGGUUUUCUCGCUCACAAUGGGCAGUGAAGGUGAGAUCAUAACCAGAGAGCUGUCAAAGAUCUCUGAUGAGGAUUUGCUGGCCUGCUCCAAAGAGGAGCUGGUGAGCCGGUUGCGUAAGGAGGAGUCAGAAAAGAUCUCCGCUCUGAUCCAGCGAGGCAGGCUCAUCAAGGAGGUCAACAAGCAGCUGCAGGGCCACCUCCUGGAAAUCAGGGAACUAAAAGUCAUCAACCAGCGCCUGCAGGAGGAGAACACUGAGCUGCGGGACCUCUGCUGCUUCCUGGACGACGACAGGCUCAAGGUGAAGAAGUUGGCCAGGGAGUGGCAGCUGUUUGGCCACCACGCCGCCAAAGUGAUGCGGGAGGACCUGGGCGGCUACCUGAAGAAGCUCGCUGACCUGGAGCGCAUGCAGGACGGGCUGGUGAAGGAGAACCUGGACCUGAAGGAGCUGUGCCUGGUGCUGGAGGAGGAGUGUGUGAGCAGGAGCGACUCCAGCCCCGGCGGCUCCACGGAGCUCAACCUACCCUGCAUGGUGGCCCGGGACUUGGGGGACGGAAGCUCCAGCACGGGCAGCGUGGGGAGCCCAGACCAGCUCCACCUGGUGUGCUCACCUGACGACUGACGGCCUCAGGGGGGGCUUUGGACUCCACAGACUAAAUUGGAGGCAUUAAAGGAUAUUUCAGGAUUUAAAAAAAGAGGUUAAAAGGUUAUUAGAUGCUAAUAUCUUCACUAGCUGCAAAUGUGCGCAAAAAUUUCCGAAAAAAUAACAAAAAUUUGGUAAUUGGUGUUUUCGUUAAAUAAAUCGCAUCUGAAUAAGUUUAUACUUCCAGUUGACUUCAUCUUUGUGGUUUCCGCCAGUAGUAACAUCGUUGUUGAUCAUGUGGCUAGUGUGAUGCUAAAAAACCCAAAUCAUUCUAGCCAAAACUUUAAAAAAAAGAAGUUUUUUUUUCAAAAAGGUCAUGUUUUCAUUAAGGGAAUUUGUCAAGUUAAAUUGUAUGGUCAAUGGAAAGGAAGCUACUUGCGUUUAAUUUAGAAAAACUGCAAUGGAAACACUUUUUUCACAUCACUUCUGCUUAUGGGCAAGCCAAGUUGCAUAUUAGCAAGUUAUUUGACUUGGACUUAAAUAUUUAGCUUGUAGCAACAUAAAUAGUACUUUCUAGGUAUUUAGGUCUGAGCUAAACAUUGAGUUUAGAAAAUAAAUAUUUAGUUUGAAAAUUUAAAAAAGAGUCACAUGAUCGGAUUUUGCCACUGCCACAAACCACAAAGAAGACGACAACAGGAAGUAGCUGGAGGAUGGUGGCAUGUUUUUUAAUUACUUAUCUGGUGAACAAACUUAUUCACGUGAUUUCAAUUUCUUUUUUAAUGGAAACACUGCAGUAGCAAUUUUUUUUUUUUUUACAUUAGCAGUAUAUUGACAGUUUUACUCACGUCUGAGAGGAAAGCUCAGCUACUCAUUCUAAAGUUUAUAUUUCCAACCCUCAAAUCUCUAAAUAUUUUCUGCAUUUCUCUAACAUUUUGCACAUUUUAGUCCAACACAUUUGAAUGAUUUUUAGACAUUAUUAAAAUAGUGAAGUUGGCUUCUCAUUCACACUGUGGUAAAGGGCUAUUUCACAGCUUUUAUUGGCAACUUAGAUCAGCCAUUUUUUAACACCUCUCAGACUUGUGAAAUCCUACAUUAUCCUACGUUAAACACAGAUCCUUUAAUUUACAGUUUAAUUUACAUUUAUUUUAUUUGUAAAACAGAAUAGAACAGUUUUCAAAUUUGUAUCUGUCAAAUCACUAACGACAAACUCUAACCAAAUCAGACUUCCUCAGCCUAAAACAAUCAAAUCUAAAAAAAAAAAAAAAAGAUCAUAUGUUUAUGUAGACUCUACGUACAAGCAUUUAAAACAUUUUUUAAAUUUGCAUUGGUUGUUAUUACAAAGAUGUGUCUUAUUUCCAUAAGAAACAUUGGUUGGAGGUGCAACAGCAAUGAUCUUCUGUAUGAAACGUUUAUUGAGAAUAAAGAAAUAAUUAUGCUAAGAUCAUGAAUUGAGGUUAAACUAUGGAACUAUGAAUAUAUAGACCAUUUUCAAGUAAUAAAUUGAGUAUAUAAUGCAUGUAAAUUUUGUAAAGUGCACUUAACACUGGAACUGGAAGAGAUUUUAAAUAUUCAACAACCAAUACAACAAUAAUAAAAGAAAUAAUAAUAAAUACACAAAACCAUAAAUAAAAUGGACUAUGAUGUCUCUGCAAACCGAACUGCCUUUCAAAAAAUAUUAAUCAUCAGAAUUACUCAUUUUAUUUAUCAUCUGAUUAAUUGGUUGUUGCAUCAGGGGUAGAGACAGGAAGAUAAUUGGUGACGCACCGCCUCCAGCCUCCGUCUGGUUGGUAAAUAAUCAUUGGAUUCUAUAUAAAAAUGUCCGAUGCAAAUGAAAUGAUUUUAUAAAGGUUUGUAAAGUAGCGUUUGAAUAAACUGCUGUGACAUUUUAGAGAUACUGGCGUUGUUGGUAGAAGUCCAGUUUGGUUUAUUUAUUACAGACAAGAUAUUAAAUGUUUAUAACCUUUUAACUGAACUUUAAAAAUCCUGAGGUUUCCCUUUAAGGCGCUCUGAAUGCUGCAACGUUUCUGUGCCACAAUAGGAUUUGAGAAACUUUAUCACCUGACCAAUUUCAGGACCUGAUGACAAAGUAUCUAAGUUUUACAGUGUUUUUUCUAUUGAAUCUUCUGAGAUUUCUCCUUUUUCAGUGAUCUGUUGUUGCAAAAAAAAAAAAAAA